AUGGGAAUACAUUGUAGAAUAAACCUUAAGCCGCCACCAAAUGGUGUGUUUUUAUCUGGCAGUGUGAUCACAGGAGAAAUAAAGUACGCCGUAGAUGAGGUAACUUCGCUAAAACAAAUUACAUUGUCUCUCAAAGGCAUUGGUACAUUACGUAUGAAAAAGAGAUCGGCAUCACGCCACGAGAAGUCCAAAGUAAUAUAUCGCACGGAGGAGUACGUAAACAUAAAGCAAGUUCUUUUAAAUAAAGAUAAUGGCGAUGGUAAUUUAGAGAUUGGAUCGUAUACAACGCCAUUUAAAUUUGAAAUACCUGAACGUAUACCACCAUCUGCCGACAUAUUUCGGAAACAGGGCAACCACACAUUAAGAUACAAAGUUGAAUAUUUUAUUUCAAUGAAAUUCGAGAAAACAGCAUUUUUCUCUUUUACAAAACGGUUCAGAAAAGAUAUAAAAGUAUUAUCUGAUAUUAUACCGACGUUGCCCCGGGAUGCAAUGAUUUUCGGGGAGAGAAAAAACCUAUUUCAACCAUUCUCUAGUACAGAUUCUAUAGUCAAUUUGAAGUCGACAAUUUUGUCUUCAGUCGUCCGAGCAGGGGACACUAUUCAAUUCGAAUAUGAAAUAGCUAACAAUAGCCACGUGACAGUGAAGUCAGUCGAAACAAAAUUAAUUGAAUUGGUCAAGUCAAAAAAGCGUAGAAGUCAUAUAACAUUUACGAAAAGUAUUGAUGGUACAGAUUCAAAAUCUGGAAGUAUCGAAAAUGGAAAAUCUCAGCAAAUGAUUACCGAUAUUAGAGUACCAGAGGAUGCGUAUACAAUUAAUGCUUGUAACUUAGCGGAGAGGAGUUAUGCCGUUCUCAUAACAGUGGGACUACCGAUGCCACAUAUGAACUUUGAGCUUACAAUACCAGUAGAAAUAAUGUUGAAAUCAGAUAAUGUUGUUGAAAUCGCAGGUGAGGAUGCGCCACCGUCAUACUGGGAUGUUAUGUGUGAAGAUAAGAAAGAAUUAGAAAUGAAUAAAAAUGAUUUAGAUGGUGAAUGA
This is a messenger RNA of Pieris macdunnoughi, 1035 nucleotides long. Lineage: Eukaryota; Metazoa; Arthropoda; Insecta; Lepidoptera; Pieridae. The record is from the annotation of a GenBank genome assembly.